This is a messenger RNA of Symbiodinium necroappetens, 336 nucleotides long. The record is from the annotation of a GenBank genome assembly. NCBI's taxonomy places the organism in Eukaryota, Dinophyceae, Suessiales, Symbiodiniaceae.
GAGUUGCAGGCAUUGCGCCAGAAGUGCGCAAAUUUGGAGGAGAGCUGUCGCAAAGCAACAGACAGGGCUGACGAGGCUCAGCAGGAGUUGCUGACAUAUUCGGCCAAAGCUGAGGCCGCCGAGCAGCGCGCUUGGGCCAUGGCAGAGGCGGCCAAUGAGCUUGCCCUCCUCGCCGAUCUUCGACAUGUUGAGGUUCUCGAGGUCCAGCUGCGCCUUCAGGAGAAGUUGACUGCAGCCGAGCACAGAUGUCAGGACAUGGAGUGCGUCGCCCAUGAUCUGGCAUUGCGCUACAACACGAGAGAGAGAGGACUCGGAGAUGUGACUCAGUGCGGCUGA